Molecule: messenger RNA, 816 nt
Organism: Drepanopeziza brunnea f. sp. 'multigermtubi' MB_m1
Lineage: Eukaryota; Fungi; Ascomycota; Leotiomycetes; Helotiales; Drepanopezizaceae
Source: RefSeq, a predicted model, not a curated record
AUGAAGUACUCCAUGAUCACCCUCGGCGCUUUCGCCAUGAUGGCUGUUGCCCAGCUCAGCUCUCUCCCUGCCUGUGGUCAAACAUGCAUCUCCAACAUGCUCGCCCUCGCCCCAACCUUCGGAUGCACUGCCAAUGACGCCAGCUGCCUCUGCAGUGACGUCAACUUCGCCUACGGAAUCCGCGACUGCUCCAACGCGGCGUGCGGUGCUGAGGCUGCCGGUCCUGUUAUCGCAUAUGGUGUUGAAUACUGCUCGUCCGCUGGUGUUGGCCUGAGUGGAUCCGCCACUGGAAUCGACCCUGGUCUUGGCCCUGCUACCGCGGUCGUUGCCAGCACCCCAAUUGCUACUGACGGCGCCUCUGCUGGAUCUUUAUCGGCAAUCACUACCUCCGAAUUCACCAGCUACGUUAUCUCCGGCGAUUCCACCGUCUCGACCAUCGUCGGAUCGACCACAAUCUACGGACCUGCUGCCGGAUCAUCUUCUGCGAUCACCACUUCGCCAAUUGUUUCCACCGUCACCUCCGGAGACACGAGCUACCCAACUACCGUCGGCUCGACCACUAUCUUUGGCGUUGCUGGUGUUAUCAGUACUCCCACUGCAUCUGCUUCCUCUGCUCUGGAUAGUCUCUCGAGUUCUAUUGCGUCCGAAGCCUCCGUUAUCACGAGCUCUGCUUCUGCGGCUGUGAGCAGCCUUUCCAGCCGGCUCAGCUCCGCUGCCAGCCCGGUGAGCACAACGACCUCCUCCGCUGGGGGAGCUCGUCAAACCGCCUUCGCAGGUCUCGCGGCCGCCGCCGGUUUUGCCGCCAUCAUCUUGUAA